GAAUAGUUAAAAAAUUAAUUUUUUUUAUUCAAAAAAGGGUGUUUUAAUUAUUGUGUUGGUUAGUGAAAUAUACGAGGAUUUUUCAAAAAUACGGAUCAUAGAAUGGCAUUAUCUUAUCUAAAUGAAACUCAGAUUAACCCAGGUUUACGUGAUGUUCAGCAAUUCGAAAUGAAACAAGAGAAAGACAAGCAUCAAUCAUCACCACCAUCAUCACCAACAUUAAACAAUCAAUCAAUAUAUCCACAAUUAAACGCAGCAGCAGCAGCAGCAUCUCUAAUGUCACCACAAUUAUUAGCUCAUACAUUGUCAUUGUAUGCUGCUGGUUUUAAUCCAGCACUACCAUCAACAAUGCCAAUGAAUGUUGCAGCAACAAAUCAUGCAUUAUAUACACAUGCUGCACAUGCAUUAUUUAACAGUUGGUUAUCACCAACAGCAACAUCACCACCAUUGCAAAUGCAACAAGGACAAUUAUCACCACCAGUUCAUAGUUUAAAAAAUAUCAAUAAUCAUACAUCAAGAAAUCAUCAUCAUAAUAAUAAUAACAACAAUAAUAAUAGUACAAAUAACAACAACAAUAUUAAUCACAAUAAUAAUAAUAUUGUAAGUAGUAGUGUUGAUAAAAAAAAAUCACAAACAACAAAACGUCGUGGACCAAAAGUUAAAACAGAAAUAUCACCAAUGUUAGUUGAGGGUGUACCACCAAGUCCACCAAAUUCAGUUAGUCCAGAAGCAAUAAGAGAUGUUAAAGCUAAAUCAUUUACAUGCAGUACUUGUCAUCGUUCAUUUGCAUAUAAACAUGUACUACAAAAUCAUGUUCGUACACAUACUGGUGAGAAACCAUUUGUUUGUCCAGUUUGUCAAAAAAGAUUUACACGCGAUCAUCAUUUGAAAACCCAUAUGAGAUUACAUACUGGUGAAAAACCAUAUAAAUGUGAACACUGUGAUCGUCGUUUUGUACAAGUUGCUAAUUUACGUCGUCAUGAACGUGUACAUACUGGUGAACGUCCAUAUAGUUGUACUGAUUGUGCACAAAGAUUUAGUGAUUCAAAUCAAUUACGUGCACAUCAAUUGAUACAUCAAAAUGUACGUCCAUUUCAUUGUGAACAUUGUGAUACACGUUUUCGUAGAAGACAUCAUAUGUUAACACAUAAAUGUGUUGCUAAUAAUAAUAAUAAUAAUAAUAUAAAUAAUAAUAAUUUAAAUAGACAAACACCAUCAAUUGCAAGUGAUGAUAUGGAUGAUUAUGAAGUUGAUAUUGAUGAUAUUGAUGAUGAUAAAAAUAAUUUACCAACAAUGGUUAAUUAUACAAAUCAAUUAAUGAAUAAAUCAACAAUUGAUAUUAUAAAUAAUAAUUGUAAUGAUACAACAAUUAAAGUACCAACAAAUUUACAAAAACGUAGUCAACCAAUAAAUAUACCAGAACAAACUGAACCAGAAGAUUUAUCAAUGUCAACUGGUAUGAAUAAACAAUUAUUAUCACACAGUCACAGUAGUGGUGAUUCAGUUAUUUCAAAAAGUCCAAUAAGUGAUACAUAUUUACAUGAUGAUGAUGAUGAAGAUGAUGAUGAACAUCAUUAUCGUACAAAAUUAAUUAAACUUGCUAUUAAUAAAAGCAAUAAUCAUGAAUCAUAG
Molecule: messenger RNA, 1632 nt
Organism: Aphidius gifuensis
Lineage: Eukaryota; Metazoa; Arthropoda; Insecta; Hymenoptera; Braconidae
Gene: Kr
Product: protein krueppel-like
Exons: 3
Coding region: 103-1632 (509 amino acids)
Cellular component (GO): nucleus
Source: RefSeq, a predicted model, not a curated record